Molecule: messenger RNA, 726 nt
Organism: Diaporthe citri
Lineage: Eukaryota; Fungi; Ascomycota; Sordariomycetes; Diaporthales; Diaporthaceae
Exons: 2
Coding region: 1-726 (241 amino acids)
Biological process (GO): cytoplasmic microtubule organization
Cellular component (GO): cytoplasm; microtubule plus-end; nucleus
Molecular function (GO): microtubule plus-end binding
Source: RefSeq, a predicted model, not a curated record
AUGGCUGACGUACCACUUCUGGUCGUCUCCGAAAACUCAUCAGCGGAGCGCCGCAUUACCCCAUCAUGGUCAAUCAGCACACUCAAGUCAAAGCUUGAGACCGUCACGGGAAUACCUCCCUCGGCCCAAAGGAUCCUCCUCAAGACCGCAGCUGACGGCAACGUACCCGUCGAGGCCGGCGAUGAGGACUCAACUCAACUCACCGCAUUCCGCCUGACUGCGUAUGCUGAACUCCACGUUCUUGACACACGGCCUCCCGGGGCCAGGCCGAACUACACAGAUGCCAGCGGCGUCGACAAGUACGUUAUGCCGGAGGAAGAAUACGCCAAGAAGACCGACUCGGUGCUCGCUUGGAAGAAGGCUGAGAAGCUGGGUCGAUUCGACCCCGACGCCCCCAGCCGAGAGGAAGCCAAGAUUGCGGCCUUCGCUCAGGAGGUGCGCAGUCGCGGCAUCGAGGCCGGGAAGCGUUGCCGCGUCGGAGGCGAUGACACGCGAAGGGGUACCGUCAUGUACGCAGGCGACGUGAAGGAGAUCCCCAAUGGUUCAGGUGCGUGGGUCGGCAUUCAGCUUGACGAGCCCGUCGGCAAGAACGACGGCAGUGUCAACGGCGCCAGGUACUGGGGCCAGCCGUCGGACAUGAAGCAUGGUGUGUUUGUCAGACCGGAGAGGGUGGAGAUAGGCGACUUUCCUGCGAUGGACGAUCUGGGCGACAUGGAGGAAAUUUGA